Malania oleifera is the source of this 1744-nucleotide messenger RNA. RefSeq names its product peptidyl-prolyl cis-trans isomerase CYP38, chloroplastic. Gene Ontology annotation, molecular function: peptidyl-prolyl cis-trans isomerase activity. The coding region runs from base 170 to 1516 and encodes 448 amino acids. NCBI's taxonomy places the organism in Eukaryota, Viridiplantae, Streptophyta, Magnoliopsida, Santalales, Ximeniaceae. The transcript has 7 exons. Gene Ontology annotation, biological process: protein peptidyl-prolyl isomerization. The record is from RefSeq and is a predicted model, not a curated record.
AGUUAUCUUAUCCACAGGGUGAGGACGACUGGCUCGCCCCAUCCAUCGCCCGCCGAAUGUAUCACAUUAUUUAUUGAUUUAUAAUUCUAUUGGAUUGUAUGCCUAGUAGUGUUCUCUCUCUGCACCCUAAUGUUCUGCGCCUUUAGCAUUUGUUGAAAGCUGUGGUUCAAUGGCAACCAUUGUCUCCUGCCAGUGUAGUUCUUCUUUGUGUAUCCCCAGACGGGUCGGCCUGAACUUACCCACCGGCCGGUUCCGCUUGGCAAACGCUCGGAGCAGUGUUUUGGUUAGGAGAUUUGGCCUCAAAUGUUGUUCUUCCGAGACCUCUCGUCGAUUUCAGCCGCAGAGUAAGCAGAAAGGAUGGUCCUCCUUAAAGGAAUGCGCAAUCUCUAUAGCUUUGGCAGUUGGGUUGAUAACAGGAAUACCUGCAUUGGAUUCAUAUACUGCCUAUGCAGCUAGUCCAGCAUUGCCCAAUCUGUCUGUUUUAAUCUCUGGCCCACCAAUUAAGGAUCCAGGAGCAUUGUUGAGAUAUGCUCUGCCUAUUGAUAAUAAAGCCAUUAGGCAGGUUCAAAAACCACUUGAAGAUAUUACAGAGAGUCUCAAAAUUGCUGGAGUCAAGGCACUUGAUCCUGUGGAGAGAAACUUAAGGCAGGCAUCACGGGCUCUGAAGCAGGGCAAAACUCUAAUUAUUUCAGGAGUAGCAGAAUCAAAGAAGGACCAUGGGAUGGAGUUGCUCGACAAGCUUGAAGCUGGAAUGGAUGAGCUUCAACAAAUUGUUGAAGAUAAGAAUAGAGAUGCAGUAGCAUCUAAGCAAAAGGAGCUGCUUCAAUAUGUUGGGGGUGUUGAAGAGGAUAUGUUGGAUGGCUUCCCAUAUGAAGUACCUGAAGAAUAUCAAAGUAUGCCUCUAUUGAAGGGCAGAGCAACUGUGGAUAUGAAGGUCAAGGUUAAGGAUAAUCCUAACAUAGAUGAAUUUGUCUUCCAAAUAGUUUUAGAUGGCUACAAUGCCCCAGUAACUGCUGGGAAUUUCGUAGAUUUGGUGGAAAGGCACUUCUAUGAUGGCAUGGAAAUUCAGAGAGCGGAUGGCUUUGUUGUUCAAACUGGAGAUCCUGAGGGCCCUGCAGAGGGUUUCAUUGAUCCCAGUACAGAAAAGACUCGUACAAUUCCAUUGGAAAUCAUGGUGGUUGGGGAGAAAAGGCCACUCUAUGGAGCAACCUUGGAAGACCUUGGUCUGUACAAGUCUCAAACAAAACUUCCAUUUAACGCGUUUGGAACAAUGGCAAUGGCCAGAGAUGAAUUCGAGAACAACUCUGCCUCAAGCCAGGUAUUUUGGCUAUUGAAAGAAAGUGAAUUAACCCCUAGUAAUGCAAAUAUAUUAGAUGGGCGGUAUGCAGUGUUCGGGUAUGUGACAGAAAAUGAAAACUACUUGGCAGAUCUCAAAGUUGGGGAUGUCAUUGAGUCAAUUCAAGUAGUCUCUGGCCUAGAUAAUCUGGUCAAUCCAACCUACAAGAUUGCUGGCUAAGGCACGCUGUAAUACCAGUACCGGUUGGCCACUUAAAACAAAUUUAUUUAUGCUUCAUCUGGUUCUAAUUUUUAGCAGAUUAGUUUAUUCAGUGAUUAUCUGUGCUCCAUUUUGAGAGAGAUCUAGUUGAGAAUGUAUUCUUCAGAAUUUUUUUUGUUGUGCAACCCUUCUCAUUUUCACUUGAUUCUUCAUGAAUGUGAUUUUAUAGGGUGAAUGCAUUCCCAGAAA